Punica granatum (pomegranate) is the source of this 3200-nucleotide messenger RNA. NCBI's taxonomy places the organism in Eukaryota, Viridiplantae, Streptophyta, Magnoliopsida, Myrtales, Lythraceae. The record is from RefSeq and is a predicted model, not a curated record.
UCUGCCUCCCAAUCCCAAACCCGGAAGGAAAAGGGCCCCGAUACAUAUCCUCUCCGACCUCAGUCUCUCUGUUUCUGCAACCAGUAAAAAAAAAAAAAAGAAAAAAUCUUACCGCAUAAUCAAAAUCCGAAGAUCAAUCUUCGAAAUUUCGAGUAAUAAUCUCUUCGUACGAGCUCAACGGGGAUGCAUUUGUGAACUGCGAUGCGAAGUAUGUGAUCGAUCUCUUGGAUUCGCUCGAUCGAGCUCGAUUGUGGCGGUCAAUGGAGCAUUGAAGUUAAUGGUGUAGAGUUGUUUUCCAUACAACGUUGGCAGCUUGAGCUUGGCAAUGUUCUUCGCUAGUUUCGAUGUGAAUUUGCUGUGGAUUGAGGUUGAACGAGCUCAUUCAUGUACUAGAUGACAUUAACUGGUUAAAAGAGUUAGGUUAGAAGUGGUGUAUUUGCAGAUUUUCGGUUCUGGAAGAGGAAAAUAUGUGCUAUUCCUCCUGCAGAUUGAAGGGUUGUCUUUAUAUCAGGCCGUCAAUACUACCAGUCUCUUUGAAUUUGGUUGACAGGGAGGGUCCCGAUGACAGCUGAUGGCAAUGGGGCCAAAGACUUACUGGAACCUAAUCACUCUUCAAUAGAUGGGAACGAGAGAGUUAAUGAGAACAUUGUAGGAGAUGAACAGCACAUGCCGAAAGAAAAUGGGUUGACUUCUAACGGGGAUCUCAGUGACCUGAGAGAUGGACUGUCAGGGCCUGCUCAGAACCCGGCCGUGCAGCAGCAGCCUCCAGGUGCCACUGUCCAUUGGGAAAGGUUUCUCCAUCUCAGAUCCCUCAAGGUUCUGCUGGUGGAGAAUGAUGAUUCCACUCGACAUGUGGUCUCAGCUCUGCUUCGGAACUGUAGCUAUGAAGUGAUUGAAGCCUCUAAUGCAUUACAAGCAUGGAAGAUCCUGGAAGAUCUAACAAAUCAUAUUGAUCUUGUGUUGACUGAGGUGUCCUUGCCUUCUUUAUCUGGAAUUGUUCUCCUAUCCAAGAUAAUGAGCCAUAAAACACGGAAGAACGUGCCUGUCAUCAUGAUGUCAUCGCAUGGUUCAAUGGGAUUAGUCUUCAAGUGCUUGUCCAAAGGUGCUGUUGACUUCCUGGUAAAACCAAUACGAAAAAAUGAACUAAAGAACCUUUGGCAGCAUGUUUGGAGAAGAUGCCACAGUUCUAGUGGAAGCGGCAGUGAAAGUGGCACACAGACUCAGAAGUCUGUAAGAUCAAAAAAUAUAGAAAGGUCAGGCAACAACUCUGGCAGUAAUGAUGAGGAUGACAAUGACAGCACUGGUUUGAAUAUGGAGGAUGGAAGUGACAUUGGGAGUGGCACUCAGAGUUCCUGGACAAAACAAGCUGCAGAAAUUGACAGUCCCCAGCCACCAUCUUCAUGGAACCAUGUGGUGGAAUGUGCUGACAGCACUUGCGCUCAAGUCAUCCACUCGAAUGCAGAAAUAUCUCAGAACAAACAGGUCCCAGCAAUCACUGUUGGAAAAUGCAAAGAACUUGAUGAACAACCAGGGAAUGCUGUGGUGGGAAGAGAAAUUGAGCUAGGUUUGGCUGGAAAUCAAACUGAGCAUCCAAUGGAUGUUUCACUCAAUACUAAGGGUUCCAAACAAAAUAAUCCACUCGAGGAAUUGGACAAGGCGAAGCUUUCCCUCUUUAGUGGGAGUUCAUCUAGCAAAGUGAAAAAUGAGACUGCAUGCUUGACAGGCACCAUCAUUAAUACUGGUUCCCAAACAGAAACCAGAGAGUUUGAAGGGCCAAAUAGGAUCUCCAGUGUCUCAGAUAUAAACAAUACACAAAGCAACAAUGCUGAAAAUUUACCAUCUGUUGAGCUCAGCUUAAAGAGACUCAGAGCUGUUAAAGAGUUGGGGACAACUUCUAAGGAUGACCGAAAUGUAUUAAGACGUUCAGACUCUUCAGCCUUCUCUAGAUAUAAUACCAACUCAAACAUGCAGAAAAGCCCUUCCGGGACCAGUGGAAGUGGUUUGCCAAACGAAAAUGACUUGAAAGCUAAGGAAAAAGAUUUGGGACGAGAGAAACAUUCUCAUUCAAAUGUUGAACGUCCAAAUCAAUGCUCGAACUGGGGCAGCAAUAAUACUGAUAUGGGUUCGACCACUAAUGGACCUGGAGCCAAGUUUUCCUUAGUAAGAAGCAAUUCAGUCAAAGCAUCGACAGUCAAAUGCUUACACCCAUCUUCUUUACACCCUCUACAAGCUGACAUGGCAUUUCCCCCUCAACAAAAUGCCCAUGAAAAAACUGAUGAGAGGGGUGGAACAACAGUGGCUCAAGUAAGAGGGAUGCAACCCAAACUUCAAGUGCAAGAUCUCCAUCACAAUCAUGAAAAGCCAGUCCCGUCAGAUCACGAUGAUUUAUCCCUGAAAUUGCUGGCUGCUCCUGCUCCACAUUGUGGUUCCUCUAAUCUGUUGGGUGGACCCAUUGAAGGUAAUGCUGGAAAUUAUAGUGUUAAUGGAAGUGCCUCAGGAAGUAAUCAUGGGAGUAAUGGACCGAAUGGGAGCAGUGUUGCUGCAAAUCCCGGAGGAAUGAAUAUGGAAAGCGAUAAUGGGAAUGCUGGGAAAAGCGGUAGUACCAAUGCUAGUAGGAGUGGAAGUGGGAGUGGAGGGACUGAGAACAAUAGAAUGGAGCAGAGCAAGUUUGCGCAGAGAGAAGCUGCCUUGACAAAGUUCCGUCAAAAGAGGAGCGAGAGGUGCUUCCGGAAAAAGGUCCGGUACCAGAGUAGGAAGAGACUUGCAGAGCAACGGCCCCGUGUCCGGGGCCAAUUCGUGAGGAAAUCGGCAGACGAGAACACAAGCGAAGCUACAAGCAGCUGAUUCUUCUCCAACCAUCGGAGCCGUUCUGCCACUGCUAAUAUAAUGUAACUAUUCUCGACCGCUUGCUUUUGCAUCAAAGGCUUUUUCAUGUUUUAUUAUCUGGAAUGUCUGUGGGCUAUGGGACGGACCUUUGUCGAUUUGCUGUGUCUAUAUAUGCGCUCUCCUUGCCCUCUUCGAGAAGGGAAUUUCUGGACAUCAUUGAUGUUUCCUAAUUUAUCACUUCGUGUCAAACUUCAAACUUUUCUCGAGGUUGCUGUGCGUGUCAGAGGUUUUUGUAAGUCAAAUUUUACUGGGUGGUCUCUAACGUUCUCUUGAUGUUAUUUAGAGUGAAAUAUAUUUCUUGUCUUCAAUCUUUC